This is a messenger RNA of Cricetulus griseus (Chinese hamster), 2193 nucleotides long. Lineage: Eukaryota; Metazoa; Chordata; Mammalia; Rodentia; Cricetidae. The record is from RefSeq and is a predicted model, not a curated record.
CUUUCCCUUUUCUGUUUAUAGAUGUUACUUCAAAUGAACAACAAGAGCUUUUCUGCCAGAAGCUACAGCAGUGCUGUGUACUGUUUGAUUUCAUGGACUCUGUUUCAGACUUGAAGAGCAAAGAAAUUAAAAGAGCAACGUUGAAUGAACUGGUUGAGUAUGUUUCAACUAAUCGUGGUGUAAUUGUUGAAUCAGCGUAUUCUGAUAUAGUAAAAAUGAUUAGUGCUAAUAUCUUCCGUACGCUUCCUCCAAGUGAUAAUCCAGAUUUUGAUCCAGAAGAGGACGAACCCACACUGGAGGCCUCUUGGCCUCACAUACAGCUGGUAUAUGAAUUCUUCUUGAGAUUCUUGGAGAGCCCUGACUUCCAGCCCAGCAUUGCAAAGCGAUACAUUGAUCAGAAGUUUGUACAACAGCUCCUGGAGCUUUUUGAUAGUGAAGAUCCCAGAGAGCGCGACUUCCUGAAGACAGUCCUGCAUCGGAUUUAUGGGAAGUUCCUGGGGCUGAGAGCGUUCAUCAGGAAGCAGAUUAACAACAUCUUCCUCAGGUUUAUAUAUGAAACAGAACAUUUCAAUGGUGUGGCUGAACUCCUUGAGAUAUUAGGAAGUAUCAUCAAUGGCUUUGCAUUGCCGCUGAAAGCAGAACAUAAGCAAUUUCUAAUGAAGGUUCUUAUUCCUAUGCAUACUGCAAAAGGACUGGCUUUGUUUCAUGCUCAGCUGGCGUACUGUGUCGUGCAGUUCCUGGAGAAAGACACCACACUGACAGAGCCUGUGAUCAGAGGACUGCUGAAAUUUUGGCCAAAAACAUGCAGUCAGAAAGAGGUGAUGUUUUUAGGAGAAAUUGAAGAAAUCUUAGAUGUCAUUGAACCAACACAAUUCAAAAAAAUUGAAGAGCCACUUUUUAAGCAAAUAUCCAAGUGUGUCUCCAGUUCUCAUUUUCAGGUUGCAGAAAGAGCACUGUACUUCUGGAAUAAUGAAUAUAUUCUUAGUUUAAUUGAAGAGAAUAUUGAUAAAAUUCUGCCAAUUAUGUUUGCCAGUCUGUAUAAAAUUUCCAAAGAACACUGGAAUCAGACCAUUGUAGCACUUGUGUACAACGUGCUGAAAACCCUGAUGGAGAUGAACGGCAAGCUCUUUGAUGAUCUCACUAGUUCCUACAAAGCCGAGAGACAGAGAGAGAAAAAGAAGGAAUUGGAACGUGAAGAAUUAUGGAAAAAAUUAGAAGAGCUGAAGCUGAAGAAAGCUCUGGAAAAACAGAACAGUGCUUACACCGAGCACGGUAUUCUCGAAUGCAACACAAAUGCCAGCUAAAGAGCCACUCCCACCACUGCUGGGCGGACAGCUCCGUACACAAAAUCUUCCAAGCAAACCUCAUCAGUAUAAUAUAGUUAGGAGGCCAGUUUUCCUGGCAAAUGUAAAGCGAAAGAAAUCUGGACUAAACAUAGCCCUGUGCUGUUUUGUGGCCACAGUACAUUGUAACCUUUGUCUAAAUCAUCGACUUUGUCACUUUAUCAUCUGUUGUGAGGGGGGGCGAUUGUAGGAGUGGCAAGAAUCACGACCUGAACUCUCAUUGUGCUGCGCGCAGAUCAGGUCAUCCUCUGUGCUUUCUUUCACAGGACUGCAGGCCUUGGUUACACCUGGGAAAGAACUGAGGUAAACUGAGGUGUUGUCCUCCCUGAGCCUCUCCUAGAGAGGUGGUGGGGUAGAAGCCCAGCCUCUUUAAAGAUACUGCCAUACUCUGGGUUUUGCAACACCUUAGUUUUCCAGGCUUCUGAAGCCCAAAGUAUUAAAGCUGAGGGAAAGAAACCAAAAUUCUGACUGUUCCCAAAUACCCCCUUCAGCAGCAGCGCCCCAGAGUGGGUGGACCCUAGGCUCACCUUGCCUUCAUUCCCCUCCUCUCCAAGGCUGGAGGCAGGGCCUUCCCAGUCCUCGACUGCCCGACCCCAGGCCUGCCUGCAGGGUGGAGGCUCUGAGUCCCACAGUGUGAUGCAGACUGCUAGCUGUCACCACCUGGCUUUAGGAGAUGCACUGACUGUAGAAGCCUGGUGUGUUCCUACCUGGUCAGGUGUUUUCUCCCAGGUCGUUAUCAGUACCAUUCCAGCCUCUUGCCUCGCCACUGUAUGGAAACUGUUUUAUAGCGGACGCUCUUCACUGGGGAUUGAGCACCAUUUAAUAAAGUCUAUGUUUGUAUUUUGCCUUA